Molecule: messenger RNA, 1968 nt
Organism: Theileria orientalis strain Shintoku
Lineage: Eukaryota; Apicomplexa; Aconoidasida; Piroplasmida; Theileriidae
Exons: 1
Coding region: 1-1968 (655 amino acids)
Biological process (GO): regulation of DNA-templated transcription
Molecular function (GO): DNA-binding transcription factor activity
Source: RefSeq, a predicted model, not a curated record
AUGAACGAUUUAACAAUGGACACUAACUUUACGGUGGCCCCCGCAAACAUGUUUGCAUACCCCGAGUCAGGCGAUUUGUGCUACAAGAACGACUUCCAAGUGCUGGAUUACAACGACUUGACGGGAUUUGACAACCCAAGUUACACAAUGAACGCGGAUCUCAACAUGAACACUAAGAUGAACUACGUUAACUUGAGCAUGAAUGAAGCCAUGAACUCGGGACUUAACACGGCAUCUGGCCUCAACGGCGGAGUGAACACGGUGGCUAACGCGAACGGCUGGGCAGCCGACUGCUCUACAAACUUUUUUGAGAACUACAACGCAGCAUGCUUCACACCAGGACCGUAUUACGCUAAUAACGGUCAGGCGGAAGUGAUGCAGCUUAACCUGGGAGAUUUGAGAUCAGUUGAUCAGUUUACCAAAUUCGAUCAGCACUCGAAUCAGCAGUACGGAGCACAGAACAUGGCGGAGACUGCACUGAUAGAGCCCGGAAUAGUCAUAGGGGAUCUGAGCUCGGAAAAAUCGUCAAACAGCCAGAACUACUCAGGCCAAUCGAACUACAAAUAUGAACCAUAUAACGCAUACCAGUGCUACGCAUACACGCCGCUGGGUCAAGACGCUAACGCACCCAUGGCAAACUUCGCCUACGGAACCGAAGUGAAAGACUCGAAAUACGCACAGCAGAAUCUUGAAAAUUCUCCCAACAAGGAGGGUCUGAAGGAUGAGCUGGAAAGCGUGGCGAACGCAAGCACGUGCGACAACACGCCAUUGUUGAGGCCAUCGAGCCCCAACUACUACCUUAACGCCUUAUCCUCAAACUACCCGCAGAACUCUAACACCAAUAACGCCUUCAACAGUGCCCUUGUAAACGGGUUCAAUGAAAUGAACAGCACUUUAACCAGUGGUUAUGUCGACAUGAAUAACACUUUAACCAAUGGAUAUACUGACAUGAGCAGCACCAUGUCUAACGGGUAUGCUGACAUGAACGGUAUGACCAACGGGUACAGUGAUAUGAAUGCCACGAUGAACGGCGGAAUGAACACCACGCUCAAUGGAGCAGUCAACGGAGCUAACGUAGAAGGGUUCGUACAGGAUAUGUCGGACACGCAACUGGUAAACGGGGGCUUCUACUACCCGGGAUACUACCAGUACUACUACACUCCGACGAUGAACGGCUACAACUCCGAGGGCGGCUACGAGGGAGCACUGGAGGACGGAUACGAUGACGGACUCAACGAGUCGAUCGUAGAAAUAGCAAACGAGAUUGCCAACAACGUGCAGUACCUGCCGGACAAGGACAGCAACGGCAAGUACUCCCUGGACAAAAAUCACCCAAUACACUGCGUGUGGCGUGACGUUAACAGGGGGCACUGCAGCUGGAGAUGCCGCUGGUGGGAAAACGGAAAGCGACUCAGCAAGAACUUCAACGUCAAGAGGUUCGGCGACUUCGAGGCCAUGAGAAUGGCGAUCACCAUGAAGAUAAGGAACAGCACACCCGUCGAGAGAAUACAGCUGCUGAAGGAGCAGCGCGAGGCGGUGAGGAACCAGAUGCAGCUCUACAGCUACUACCCCUCGAACUACAACUUCGGCUACCUCGCGGGCGUGAGCGACGUGAAAAUCACGAAGGUGAUGAACAACAGCAAGAAGUUGCAGCGGGAAAACUGGAGCAGGCUGUCGUGGACGUAUCUGAAGACGAGCAAGAUGGACAAGUCGGCUGAUUCCACGAUCAUCUGCAGGCUCUGCUCCAAGACCACGCGCUGCUCGCGGAGCAGGAACCUGCAGCAGGCGCACAUAAUGCACCUCAUCCGCAUGCACAAGAACCCGUGGCGCCAGUACAUUGACCCUAACGGCCUCACGAAGAUGUGCAAGCUUGCGCUCGACGCGCUCUACGAGCAGAAUCAGUUUAGCGACGACCAGGAGUGGAACCUGAGGCCGGGCGUGCACCGCCCCGAGCCCUAUUUCGUUUAA